UGAUUAGAAUACCUUCCACUGCAGGAUAGCACGGAAGAAGGACUAGUGCCGGAUGGUGUGAGUGUCACACGAACGAUCUCCCACACCUGAGCUAGAAGAUUUUGUUCUGGAUUGAUUCUCUUCUCCGAUUUUAUCAAGAAAAUUUUAGUUUCGACGCAAGGAACUUGGAAAUAUAACAGGAAUUAACACUUCUAGAUCAGAUAAAGGAGAACAGCUGUAAAAUCUGAAUAACGGAACUUCUGUCGAUGUUAUCUUCGAGAUUGUUUAAACAACUUCAAAAGACUCCAAGUCAAGACCAUGGGAACAAGAAGAAAGAAGAUCAUGUCACAGCCAGUCCUAUUUCUAACCGAACUUCUAAGCCUUCUCUCAUCGCAUUGUAUUUUUGUCGCUGCUGUUUCUGCAGACUGCAAGUGUAUCGUAUUUGAUAGUACUUACGGAAAGGAAUAUGGUGUCUUCAAAUCACCUAACUGGCCAGUUCCUUACGAGGAUAACAUCAAUUGUCUCCUCUACACUUUCAUCUCCGAGCAGAAUUACCUCAUUAAACUUGUAUUUGAUGAAUUUGAUUUAGGCAAGUCAAACUUAAGAUGUAAAUAUGGAGACUAUGUGAAAUUAUACUUGCACUUAAAGGAACCGCUAGUAAACCAGAACACCAGCCACAAUACGUUCCUCUGUGGUAAACUAUCCGAUAUUCAACAGACUCACUACUCCUCAGGGAGCGCUUUGAUCUUCGAAUUUCACACAGACUGGCGUCAUGAAAAUAACACAGGCUUUCGAGGCACUUUUCGCUUCCUCAAUAAGACGUUAUUCCAAACCGUUGGGGAGCACCAAAAUGGAACCAAGUGUGACUACAAGUUUAUAAGUGAGAAAAUCAAUCAGAGUAAGGGGCGCUUUUUCUCCCCACAAUACCCCAGCACUUACCCUAAAGAUGUGGAAUGCUCUUACCAGUUUAUAGGGAGACAAAACGAACGGGUUAAGAUCAUAUUUGAGCAAGUUCAUCUACAGAAAAGCGAUUUAAGUUGCCUUAACGAUCCAGAUAAUAUAGAAAUUCACGAUGGGGAUAGUGCUGAAAGCCCUGUUAUUGAACAUCUCUGUAAUAUUAACACUUUUGUGGAGACUGUUUCAACAGGUCCGGAACUGUACAUCGUGUUCCGUAGUCAAAGUCAUUUUCCCUCUCAAGGAUUCAAGGCCACUUUUCAGUUUGAGGACGAUUCCACGUUUGGAGGGGAUACAGAAACACCAUUGAUGGAACCAGACCGAAGAAAACUAUAUCAAGAAAUUACCACUGCCGGUCCAACGCCACCUUGUAUACAAACAAUCGACAGCGACAACUCCAAAAACGGAACCUUUACGAGUUCCAACUACUCAGGACCAUAUCCAGUCAACAUUCAUUGUGUGUACCAUUUUACCGGUAGAGGUCGUGAGAGGGUUCAAAUUCUUUUUACCGAUUUUGACCUGUAUCUUCCUAGUGAUGAAGCUAAAGACUGUGAAGGCCCUAUCGACGCUGUUAUGGUAUUUAUCACUAUUAAUGGACAGAAAGAACGCUUGAAUAACUUCUGCGGCAACAAUCUCCCCCCACAAUUGAUGUCUAACGGACCAUCAAUGACAGUUGAGUUCAAAAGCUAUCAGACUCCAUCAAAUGUAAAAGGCUUUCGGGCAAUUUAUCGUUUUGUCACUAACUUUGGAAUCACUGCUGGAGUACAAGAUCCCCAACAAGUGUGUGGCUUCAUUUUUAAUAGUACGGUGAGAACAAACGGGACAUUUACAUCACCUAACUAUCCGGGUCUAUAUCCUCGAGCGACAGAGUGUCAUUAUUUUUUUUACGGAAAAGGAAGUGAGCGUCUUACUCUGACUUUUGCCUAUUUUGACGUAGAGGGCGUUUCACCGUGUACAACUGACUUGGCUAGCGACUUCGUCGAAUUCUCCAACUUUCGUACAGUGGACAGGAAAAUUCCGAGACACUGCGGUGGGAAGAAACCCAAAAUUAUUGAGUCCGAUGGAGAUUUCUUUCGGGUCGCUUUCAAAUCCAAUGGCAAAUUUGACGGAACAGGAUUUGAAGCUUUCUAUCAGUUUCGAAACUACGUGGACCCUCUUACUGUCAAAAGGAUUUCCGGAGUUGCAAGUUUGAACCCAUGGAAAGUUUCCACACUUUCUCCUCUGUUGUUGAUUACCCUCUGGUUGAUGGUACUGUGACCUCGGCAAGAAACGAAAAGUAAAGGAAAUCCUGCAAUGACGUCAAAGAUCUAGCAAGAACUAUUGUGGGUUUUUCACGACAUUCGCUUAUUACGCCAGAGUUCUAUGUAUCUAAAUACUGAUUUUGAACUUGUGUCGUUGAGACCACAUUGGCGUUUAGAGUGUUGUAUUGUGCGCCUUUAAAAUGUCUCUGCAUUCUUUGCCUACUCAAAGGGUCUGUGCUGGGUCUCCUAAAUCUAUAAUUAGAGUUUAAACAAUUUAGUUACUUUAUAAGCAAAACCCUUUAGACUGUAUAGUUCUUUUUUUAUGUCUUGCAUUAAGGCCAACUUAGGAAAAACUACAAAUAUUAAAAACAAAAGGAAAUGAUGACCCACCAUCCAGUAAUAUAGACAAUGGCUUAGCUUGAUGGAAAUACAAUAAGCGGAUUUUUAUUGUAAAUGAUAUAGCCUCUGGGGCACUUUGGAAUCUUCAUUUCUUUCAAUUCACCAUCAAAUAAUCCUUUGAGAUACUCUUAUUCGUGCCAAAAUAUCGUAGAAAAACACAAGGGCUUCCAGGGUGAAGGAGGAGUAGAAAUAUUAAAUAACAUUCAAGGGUUAAAAAAGUGGUAAUUCAAAAUAAGGUUUUAAAAUGCCGAUUUCCAGAUCAGAUUGGAAGGAAUGUUUUUUUAUUUUGUUUUCUAGAACGGCGUGAUAAGGCAGCUGAAAUUGUAACAAAACGCACCGUUUAGUUUACUGUUUCUAUUAAACGCAAUCAUUAUUACGAGAGCAAAAUUCAUGUGCCAAUUUUUGUUUUCAGUAUACGAUAGACGCUAAACAAUUUUGAGAUUUACAUAUUCCGUUCGAGUAGUAAGGAUUAGAAUUGUAGGUGUAAAUAACAGUUAUUUUGGCAGUCAUUACUCCACAAACUUUUUGAAAGCUAUGAUACUGUACUUUUCAAUCAACCAAAAUUAGAAAAUAUGAGUAAAAAGAAAACAACAAAUAAAACAACCCUCUUUGCUUGUCCA
Molecule: messenger RNA, 3193 nt
Organism: Limulus polyphemus (Atlantic horseshoe crab)
Lineage: Eukaryota; Metazoa; Arthropoda; Merostomata; Xiphosura; Limulidae
Product: suppressor of lurcher protein 1-like
Exons: 15
Coding region: 298-2190 (630 amino acids)
Cellular component (GO): plasma membrane
Source: RefSeq, a predicted model, not a curated record